Beta vulgaris subsp. vulgaris (sugar beet) is the source of this 1478-nucleotide messenger RNA. RefSeq names its product protein FLUORESCENT IN BLUE LIGHT, chloroplastic. The record is from RefSeq and is a predicted model, not a curated record. Gene Ontology annotation, molecular function: protein binding. Gene Ontology annotation, biological process: chlorophyll biosynthetic process. NCBI's taxonomy places the organism in Eukaryota, Viridiplantae, Streptophyta, Magnoliopsida, Caryophyllales, Amaranthaceae. Bases 240 to 1223 code for a protein of 327 amino acids. The transcript has 5 exons.
GCAACGAAAGUGGCGGUAAAAAGUAAUGGAGAUAUAUCUUCUUCUUUAUCCACGUCCUGAGAAAUCUGCUCUGGUGUGGCAGAUGGCACCUUGUUUCUGACAAAACUGAAAUCUUCUCUUUCUUUCUUUCUUCUACAAUCCCAUUUCACCUUAUUCUUCUCUUCUGCUGCUUUUUUUUUUUUAGGAACAAAUUUUUGGUUUAUCUUCUUCACUUUUCUAUCUGCAGUUUUGCAGAAAGUAUGGCCAUGUUUUUUCACUGCUCUACCCUCCUAACUCCUGCAAAACAGUCUGGUAUUUCUUCAUGGCAUCAAUUAUUCUCCAGAAAGUUUAAAUUUCAGGGGGACCCAGCAAUGCCAUACAAUUCAAAGAAUUUCAUAUUGGCAAGCCGAGGUACUGCAUCUGCACUGUCUAAGAUUUACAGGAUUUAUUCAGGAGAAUCAUCUAUGAACCAUCUACAAAAUAGGAUUAACAUGAAGACUUGCAUUCACAUGUCUCCGCUACUCUCAAGAGAUGAAUUGCGAAACCUUUCUUUCAAUGAGGAAGUCUACAUUUUGAGAUUACCUGCAAUAGCAGUUCUUUUAGCCAAUGCCAUGUUUCUCACUAUGCCUUUGGAAGCUCUAGCAGAAACAAGUGAGCCAGUCAAUUCCGUCUUCAACAUGCCCCUGUUCCUAUUUGUAGCACUCAUUGGGGCUACUGUUGGAGGAUUGCUGGCUCGACAAAGGAGAGGGGAACUCCAACGACUUAAUGAACAGCUGCGUCAGAUUAAUGCAGCUCUUAGAAGACAAGCAAAAAUAGAGUCAUACGCCCCUACCUUGAGUUAUGCCCCUGCUAGUAACAAAAUCCCGGACACUGAAGUAAUAGUUGAUCCAAGGAAAGAAGAGCUGAUUUCUCGUCUGAAAGCUGGUAAAAAUCAUCUGAGGAACCAAGAUCCAGAGAAAGCGUAUACAGAGUUCAAUGUUGCUCUGGCACUUGCUCAGAAUUUAAAUGAUCCUGUUGAGGAAAAGAAAGCUGCCAGAGGCUUAGGAGCUUCAUUACAAAGACAAGGGAAGUAUCGUGAAGCGAUCAGGUAUCAUAACAUGGUUCUGGGUAUAUCUAAGCGCGUAGGAGAGUCCUCAGGAAAUACAGAAGCUUAUGGUGCAAUUGCUGACUGCUACACUGAGCUAGGCGAUCUUGAGAAAGCUGGAAAAUUCUAUGACAAGUAUAUUGCUAGACUAGAAGAUUGACCUGCCUUAUGCACCAUUAUUGUUCUUUGCUAACAACUAUAGAGGUGCAGUGCCGAAAAGAAAAAAGAAAAAAAAAGUCGUCCUUAGCUACAUCUAUCAUGGUAGGGUUUGUUCACUUUUAUCUCGGAGCUAUCCAAUUUUGCGCAUCUGAAAAUUUAUUCGUCUCUUUACCUUUGCUUUUAUACUAGUCUUAAGGGAUUGUUAAUACUGCUUGAGAUUACUUGCAACCGUGUUCUUUCUAAUAAUAUUUCUGUA